AUAUAUAUAGUUCUUCUUUGUAACUCCGGGGGGGAUAUGAUAAAUGAGAGUGAUAAAGAGUUCUUUUGUAACGUCACACUGCCAUUUUUCAGUAUUUAAAUGCAAUUUAUAGUAAAAAUGUUGAAUUCAUUUCGUUAUCGAACUAUUGUUUUCAGAAAUGUAUUUUACCGUUGCUACAAAGCAAGAACGAAUCGUUUUGGCUAUAAAGAGACGACCAUCGCAUCUGAUGACACUCAAAAUCAGCACAUCAAUUUAGCUGUUGAUAAUUCCAAUCUUUGUCAACUUGCUUGGAAAUACAGAGACUAUGGACACAAAAAGGCAUUAAUUGAUCCAUUGAACAGAAUUCCAAGAAUAUGUGAGGAAAUUGACAAUUUUUCAUCAUUGUAUAAUGUUAUGAACAAUAAUAAGGAUGUUAGUCUGCUGGGCAUUCUCAACAUUCCUGACAAAGAAGCAGCACCUUUAUCUGAAGUUAUCAGACAUCUUGAAAGCAUUUACUGUGGACAUCUUUCUGUGGAAUUAAAUCAUUUAUCCAAUGAAGAGGAAAAGCAAUGGCUUGCACAUAAAUUGGAAGAAAGUACUUUUCAGUUCUCAUUGUCUUCAGAGAAAAAGAAACAUGUUGCAAAACUUUUGAUGAAAGCUAAGACCUUUGAUGAUUUCCUGGCCAAAAAAUUCCCAACAUUUAAACGUUAUUGUGGAGCUGGUGCUGAGAGUGCAUUACCAUUUAUUGAUGAGUUGCUUUCAGAGGCAUCAGCUGUCUAUGGAAUUGAAGAUGUUGUCAUUGGUAUGGCUCAUCGUGGGAAACUGGAACUGUUAGUUUGCAUUCUUGAUUAUUCACCUGUAAAAGUAUUUAGUAAAAUCAUUGGUAAACCAGAGUUUCCAGAACAUCUUGGCACUGGAGAUGUUGCUUCACACUUGUCAAUUUCAACAGACGUGAAUUACGGAGGUGAAAAACCAUUACAUGUUAGUUUGAUUCCAAACCCCUCACAUCUGGAGGCACAGGAUCCCGUCGCUUGUGGCAAGACGCGUUCCAAACAGCUGAGAUUACGUGAAGGUCACUAUGGCAACAAUCCAGAAAGUCGCUGUGGUGACAGGACUCUUUGCUUACAAGUCCAUGGAGAUGCAGCGUUCACUGCUCAGGGCAUUGUUGCGGAGACGUUGUGUAUGGCAAAUCUUCCUCAUUACACCGUCGGUGGCUCGGUACAUUUGAUCGUCAACAACCAACUGGGUUUCACAACCCCACCAGAACAGGGAAGAUCAUCUCGUUAUUCAAGUGAUAUAGGCAAAAUGAUUGAAUGUCCUGUGUUUCAUGUCAACGGUGAUCAUCCUGAGGAAGUAAUGAGAGCCUGCCGUCUUGCAAUGGAAUACAGAAUGAAGUAUCGUAAAGAUGUAAUUGUCGACAUGUUAUGUUACAGAAGAUGGGGGCACAACGAAAUGGAUGAGCCUGCGUUCACUCAGCCCACAAUGUACGACGAUAUCGUAGCACGUGAGCGAGUCCCAGACCUCUAUCUGCGCAGAGUUGCGGAGCACGGUGUCGACGUCGAAGAGAUUGUGAGAGAACUCGAACCUUACAAGGACUUUUUAUCUGAAGAGAGUAAGAAGGCUGAGAGUCAUCAAUCUCUGGCAACAAGUUUUCAGAAACAAUGGAGGGGUUUGCAACCUGCAAAAUCAGGCGUGGUCACUCAUUUUGACACAGGUUGUGAUCUGGACGUCCUUCUUUUCGUUGGCGCAAAGUCUUGUGAAGUGGAAAGAUCAGUUAAUGUUCAUCCUCAUUUACGCAAAACAUUCUGUAAUGCCCGAAUGUCAAAACUCGAAGCCGAAAGUAGUAUAGACUGGGCUUGUGCCGAGGCCCUAGCAAUUGGCUCUUUGCUGUAUCAAGGUCACAAUGUUCGUGUAAGCGGUCAGGAUGUUGGAAGAGGAACAUUUAGUCAUCGUCAUGUCAUGUUAGUCUGUCAAGAUUCCGAGAAGAUUUACAUACCGCUGAACCAUAUGUUUUCAGGCCAAAAUUCCUUCCUUGAAGUAUGCAACAGUCCCCUGUCGGAGGAAGCAGUGUUAGGCUUUGAGUACGGCAUGAGUAUUGACGAUCCUAAUAAUUUGAUUAUCUGGGAAGCGCAGUUUGGCGAUUUUUAUAACGGUGCACAGGUUAUUGUCGACACGUUUGUAGCGGCUGGUGAAACAAAAUGGUUGUUGCAAAGUGGUCUUGUCAUGUUACUUCCUCACGGUAUGGAUGGUAUGGGUCCUGAACAUUCAUCAUGUCGCAUUGAACGUUUUCUACAGUUGAGUGACAGCGAAGAAGACACGGUAGAUGGCGAUAAUGUUAACAUUCAUGUUGUGAAUCCUACGACGCCUGCGCAGUACUUUCAUCUUCUUAGAAGACAGAUCGUUCGUAACUUUAGAAAACCUUUGGUUGUUGCAUCUCCUAAACUUCUCCUUCGAUCUGCGGUAGCUGUUUCAAAGCUAAAUGAAAUGGCUCCGGGUUCUCACUUUCACCCAGUCCUGGGUGAUGAAAAAGUCGAUCCAAGUCAUGUAAAAUGUGUCGUGUUUUGUUCGGGGAAAUACUAUUACACUUUACUGAAGGAAAGAGAGAACAGACAUGCACAUGAUAUGGCUAUUGUUCGUUUGGAGGCGCUCACUCCAUUUCCAGUUGAAGAAAUCAAGAAUGAAUUAAAGAAAUAUCCCAAUGCUUUGUCGCAUAUCUGGUGUCAAGAGGAGCAUCGAAACAUGGGCCCAUGGACGUUUGUCAAUCCGCGAUUUUUAAAUCUGCUUGGUGUAAAGUUAAAAUACGUUGGAAGGAAAAGUUUAGCGACACCAGCUGUUGGAAUUGGAAAGGUCCACGCUAAGGAAGCAGAAGAGAUAUUACAGUCUUUGUUUUGAGCAAUGUGUACUUAUGUAUUCAUAGAGAAAAAUUAUCCUUUUCCUCAAACUUGGAACUUGUGAGCUCGAUUUUUUUAUGGACAGUGUCCGGUAUUAAAUUGAACAAAUGUCAUUGGAGGUCGAAGGUCAUGUCUGUCUGAGUACUUUGAUGGAUGAUUUUGUAGUGCAUCGUGUCUGCUCUCUGUUGAUGGAAAAUAAUAUUGUUACAAUAUAGAAAUUACUCAACUUGCUUAUUCGAGUGGUGAUUUAUACUCAUGAAUAAUAUUGUGAGGUUCCGUGGUUAUAAUUACUUAAUUUAUUAUUUAUACGACUGUCACACGGUCAGACUCUGGAAGCACGUGGUCUGGGAUAAUUAGCAUAUUUUGCGCACUUAAAAUGCACGACUUCAGUAUGAUAAGGUUUUUUAGUAGUACGACCCAUGUUGUCUUAGAGCAUCAUGAUGAUAAUUUGCCAAGGUUACUUUAAUUUUUCUUUCAUUUUUCUCAUGUUUGAUGCUUUUCUUUGAAUAAAAACAGUUUAUGUUCAA
This is a messenger RNA of Xenia sp. Carnegie-2017, 3397 nucleotides long. Its product is annotated as probable 2-oxoglutarate dehydrogenase E1 component DHKTD1, mitochondrial. Bases 100 to 2871 code for a protein of 923 amino acids. Gene Ontology annotation, molecular function: oxoglutarate dehydrogenase (succinyl-transferring) activity; thiamine pyrophosphate binding. The record is from RefSeq and is a predicted model, not a curated record. Lineage: Eukaryota; Metazoa; Cnidaria; Anthozoa; Malacalcyonacea; Xeniidae. The transcript is spliced from 25 exons. Gene Ontology annotation, biological process: tricarboxylic acid cycle.